AGAGACGGAAUUUUACCCGUCUCUAAUCAGCAUGCGAACUCUUCCCUCCCAGCUUUACCUUCGUCACAACUUACAGCUACUCUGUCUCUCUGACCGUCCCCUUAUCAUCGUUCCCCCUUGCCGCCCGGUGCCGUCGUCGAUUCACAAGUCCGAUUGCUCGGUGCCGCCGUCGAUUCACAAACACGAAUCGACGUUUCCGUGCAACAAGAAUCGAUUCACAACUCCGAUUGCUGGGUGCCGCCGUUUCCGUGCAACACGAAACGUCGCUACCCCUUGCCGCGGUCGAUUCACAAACACAAACGACAGACUCCGAUUGCUCGGUGCCGCCGUCGAUUCAGCUUAAAGGGGCUGCCUCGCCCUUCCACGUUCUGAUGUCACAGAAAAACCGGUCAUUGGUAUUGGUAGCGAAAUUGGUGAAAGUUCCGGUGGAAAAAGCCUUAUCGGUCUUCAACUCAUCAACCCUUCAUGGUUGCGAUCACACCCACCAAUCCAUCUCCAUCAUUCUCCGCCUCCUCAUCUCCUCUGAAAUGCUCUCCCAUGCACACUCUCUCCUUCGCCUUCUUCUCUCCGGUCGAAUCUCUUCCCCAUUCUUCACAAUCCCAUCUCUUCUCAACCAUUUAACCCACACCUACUUGGAUUUCUCGCCGCACCAUGCAUUUCUCUAUGAAUCAAUCAUCAACGCACAUGUUCAGCUUCAGUUGCCUGAACAAUCCCUCUUUUAUUUCAAUGAGAUGAUUGCUCGAGGCCUUUUCCCCACAUCAAAUGCUUUCAAUAAUCUCUUAUCCUGUCUGCUUAGGUGCAGUAGUUUUGAAGAAGCUUGGCGGGUUUUUGAAGACGUCAUGAAGGGUAAGGUGGCAAUGGAUGUGUAUAGUUUUGGGAUAAUGAUCAAGGGUUGUUGUGAGAAUAGUGACCUGAAUCGAGCUUUUCAGGUUCUGGCACAGUUGGGGGAUCUGGGUUGGUUGCCAAACGUUGUUAUUUACACUACUUUGAUUGACGGGUGUUGUAAGAGUGGCGACAUUGAGCGAGCAAAAGAGUUGUUUUGUAAGAUGGAGGAGUUGGGCUUGGUUGCUAAUCAGUAUACAUACACGGUUUUGAUCAAUGGGUUUUUCAAGAAAGGGCUUAAAAAAGAUGGAUUUGAACUGUAUGAAAAGAUGAAACGUGAUGGCAUUUCUCCAAAUGUAUACACUUACAAUACUAUAAUGAAUGAGUAUUGCAAUGAGGGUAACAUUAAUAAAUCAUUUGAACUGUUUGAUGAAAUGCACGAGGGAGGAGUGGACCGCAAUGUGGUGAUAUAUAACACUUUGAUGGGCGGGCUGUGUCGAGAGAUGAGGGUGUUGGAAGCUGAGAAGUUGAUGGAUCAGAUAAGGAGAGCUGGUUUGCAUCCGAAUUUAAUCACUUACAACACCCUGGUACACGGGUUUUGUAACAUUGGGAAGCUAGACAGAGCAUUAACUCUGUUCAACCAAAUGAAGUCCAUUGGUUUUCCACCUUCUUUAGUUUCUUAUAACGUGCUAAUUGAGGGUUUCUCCAAAUCUGGAAAUCCUGCACAAGCUCUUGAUUUAAUAAAGGAGAUGGAGGAGAGAGGCAUUUUUCCAUCAAAAACAACAUAUACAAUUCUAAUUGAUGCAUAUGUCAGACUAGAUGACAUGGAGAAGGCAUUUGAGUUGUUUUAUUUCAUGGAGAAGGUUGGUCUAGAGCCUGAUGUGUGCACUUAUGGAGUCUUGAUAAGUGGGUGGUGCAGAAAAGGUGAUAUGAAGGAAGCAUGGAAACUUUUCAAGUCAAUGAGUGAGAGUGAGAUGCAUUUGAAGCCGAAUGAUGUGAUAUACAACAUGAUGAUUCAUGGGUAUUGCAAGGAAGCUAGCUCCUACAGGGCCCUAAGACUCCUCAGGGAAAUGAGCGAGCAUGGAAUGGUCCCAAAUGCAGCCAGCUAUAACUUCACCAUUCAAGUUCUUUGCAAGGAUGGGAAGUGGAAAGAAGCUGAAACUCUUCUAAAUGAUAUGACACAGUCAGGUUUCGAGCCAUCAGUCUCUACCUAUACUCUCAUCUCAGAAGCUAAAGCUGUUGAAAAAUAGAAUGCUGGGAAGAAGCCUAUCUUUACAUGUUGUAAAGGAGUCUUUGUGAAAUUUAUUUAAGAUCCUUGGGGAGAAAUAGGGGAGAAGUAAUUCCAUCCAAAUUUGUGAAUCAGGCUAAAGGUCAUUUAACUACUAGGAGUGAUGUAUAUAGUUUUGGUGUUGUUCUCCUAGAAAUGUUAUCUGGCUGGAGAGCAGUGGAUAAGGCUAGGCCAUCUGGAGAACAUGACUUGGUGGAAUUAGCCAAACCUUACUUGGCCAACAAAUGGAAAAUCUUUCAUGUCCUAGACAAUCGUCUUGAAGGCCAGUACUCAUUAGAGGUUACUUUUGAGGCAACCACUCUUUCAAUGCGAUGCUUGUCCAUGGAACCCAGGUUUAGGCCAAACAUAAAUGAGGUAGUGAGGAAUUGGAACAGGCUUGCGUGACUAGUGUCAUAAAGUACGGUUUACAUGGCUUGACACUUGUUGGAGACUAGGUGUCCAGGGGAGACUUAUCCCGAGCUAGUUUACACCCUCGAGGUCUCAUCCCUCAAAGUCCUAGGCUGGUGGAGGUACGAUCCGGAUUCUUGUGAUCCUGAGAAGUAUUUAGAUGUGCCCUUGGUGGAUGACAUGGCCAACCUUUCUAGGCCAUGGAGUCCAUAUGUGCGCAAGUCUAAUAUUGACUCGGGCAUCAUUGAGGCUCUCUAGGAUUUGGAUACUGCUAUUCUAGAGCCGUUUGAAGAAGGUCUUGUGGGGGAUUAGCUCAAGGCUCCUAUCACAGAUCCUGAGCAGCUUGAUUGUCCUCCUUCGCCACCAAUAGAAAGAAAGUGAGGCUCCUUGUGAGAGAUGACCUAGGGUGCACUUUGCUGCAAACUAGAGAAGAGAUGCAAACAUAGAUCUCUAAUUCUGGAGUGGUUCGACAGCCGGCCAACAAGGCUCCUUGCUUUGCAAGUGUCAGAGGAGGGCAUUUUUGCACACAGCUUUCCAUGGCUAAUGACAUUACAGAUAUGACAGUGAAAAACAGAUGGUGUUUGGUUUGCUAUUGGCCAAAAUACACAGGUUCACAGUGAACAGCAUUCAACAGGUGCAACUCGUUUCCAUGAAAUCCAACAGCAAAUGAAAAAAGUGGCUUCAAAGAUGGAAACACCUAGAAGUUGUUUCCAUGUUGGGUUAUUUAAUUUCACUCACACUUCCAGAUCUAUACCACACACCUUCGUCCUGAGAAUCAACAUGAUAGUGCUCUCCAGAUCUGACAAUCAGCUUUGAUCAUCCACCAGCGACAUCCUGUUUUGACAGUGGGCUUCUUCCCAGGCAAAACUCAACAGCGGAGGAUCUAAACAUCUGGGAGAUCCAGUUCUGGAAGAGGACAAGCAGUGAAGAGUCAUCCAGCACUCUUGCCUUUUUCAGUGAGCUCCACAUGGCUGACAGGAUGGGUAUGCUCCACAACUGCCAAAUCACCAAGGAGGUUCAUCCAGCACUCGCACGCAACUGUGGUAUUUAUCCACAGCACCCAUAAAUAUCAGGGGCAAGUUCAUAUUGAAGAUCAAAGCUAGAUUGAAGGAAUGGAUGACGUUCAUAUAUAGGUUUGAAGGACGAGGAGGAGGAAGUCAACGAAGACAACGACGGACAGAGGACCUUCAAGACGAAGCAAAGAGUGGAAUCAGCCGAGGGGGAAGGAUCUGCUUUUAUGCGUUGUACUUCCAGGUAGGUUAAUUAGAUUCAUUCGCUUAUGGUUCAUUAUUUGUAUGGUAGGUAGUUCGCCAUUUGACUAUGCAAAGAUAAAUAAAUAAAUAAAAAACUCUAA
This is a messenger RNA of Diospyros lotus (date-plum), 3851 nucleotides long. RefSeq names its product pentatricopeptide repeat-containing protein At4g11690. Gene Ontology annotation, molecular function: protein binding. The record is from RefSeq and is a predicted model, not a curated record. Lineage: Eukaryota; Viridiplantae; Streptophyta; Magnoliopsida; Ericales; Ebenaceae. The coding region runs from base 372 to 2072 and encodes 566 amino acids. The transcript has 7 exons.